AUGGACUGGUCUUUCCGAACCAUCUCAUUCACCAAGCAGCCCGAGAGCAGACUGCCCGCCUUGCCCUCCGAGCUCCGUGACCUGAUCUUCGAAUAUGCACUUGUGUGCAACAAACCUCUGGUCACGUUCCGUCUCGACAACUACCAGAAAGACUCUAUGUCAGAGGCCGUGCAGCCAGCCCUCACCCGUACGAAUAGACAAAUACGGAAAGAAACCCUACCAAUAUGGUAUGGGUGCAACCGAUUUGUCUUACACACGCAGGACCCGCACGCCGGAAAAGGUCUUGUAUGGCUUGAGCGAAACUCUCGCUACAUGUCUCUGCUUAAGCACAUAGCUCUAUGGAUCCGCUACGUGUCGCCAAUAAAUGAUCGCGGAUACGGCGCCUUGAGUAUCAGUAUGCGCCGUCAAGCCGGGACUGAUGUCUGGUAUGCCGAGGACGACUGGGAAUGGAUCACGGUUAUCAGGAAGCCCACAGGUCUCGAAGACGAUGCCCGCUUUCUCCAGAAGGAACUGGAUUAUCUGCUGGAGAACGACUAUCAAGGCCAACUUGACGCUGAGAAGUUUCAUUGCAUACUGUUGGAGACCAGGCGACGGUAUAUAGAGCAUAAAAUGUCAUGA
Molecule: messenger RNA, 618 nt
Organism: Recurvomyces mirabilis
Lineage: Eukaryota; Fungi; Ascomycota; Dothideomycetes; Mycosphaerellales; Teratosphaeriaceae
Exons: 1
Coding region: 1-618 (205 amino acids)
Source: RefSeq, a predicted model, not a curated record